Molecule: messenger RNA, 876 nt
Organism: Juglans regia (Persian walnut)
Lineage: Eukaryota; Viridiplantae; Streptophyta; Magnoliopsida; Fagales; Juglandaceae
Product: pathogenesis-related protein 5-like
Exons: 2
Coding region: 26-814 (262 amino acids)
Biological process (GO): defense response
Cellular component (GO): extracellular region
Source: RefSeq, a predicted model, not a curated record
GUGGCCGAGCCAUUAUAAGUAAUACAUGAACCACGUCCAAGAAAUGUACACCAUCUUUCUUGAUCUCUCACAGAAACAAACAAUGGGAGCAGGAAUUAAAGGGGUGUCUCUCCUUUUCCUUUCGACUAUAUUCUCAGCUACUAUGGCUUUAGCAGUCACUUUCUCCUUCGAUAAUCAAUGUAUCGACACAGUGUGGAUCGCAAUUAUCUCCUCCAAUGGUCCCACCCUCGGGGGCGGUGGUUUUCCCUUGGCACCGGGAAAAUUGGUCAUCCACAAUGCCUACCCCGGCUGGUCUGGCAGGGUCUGGGCCCGAACUGGGUGCAACUUCGACUCCUCGGACAACGGUAACUGCUCCACCGGUGAUUGUGGCUCGCUGAAUUGCAGCGGAGUUGGCCAGCCACCUUUCACGUCAGCCGAGUUUAUCACCGCAUCAGAACCCACCGAAAAUAACGUCUACAUUGUCUACUUGACCGACGGCUACAACGUCGGCAUGCGCAUCAAUGUCACCGGCGGAACAAUUGACUGCCCGUACGCGGGCUGCAUCGCCGACUUGAAUGGCAGCUGCCCGUCGGAGUUGAAGGUGGUUAACAAUGUUUCUGGCUCAGUGGUCGCAUGCAAGAGCGCGUGCAAGGCAUUCAAAACGGCCGAGUUUUGUUGUGCCGACGACCACUCGACGCCACAAACUUGCACGCGGACUCAGUACUCAGAGAUGUUCAAGAAAGCAUGUCCGAACGCGUAUAGCUACCCUUACGAUGAUGUUUCAAGCCGUUUCGCUUGCCCUGGAUCGAAUAUCUUGAUCACGAUUUGCCCAUAAGAGUUGUGAUCCUUAUUGACAGAUUAUUGGGAUGCAAGUGCUUCUUCGUUUAUGAUUUUGUU